CUGAAAUUGACUGGUGGCACCUUCAAGUUGCAAGCGGGAGAUCUCCGUUUCUGGACAGAAGAGCACGGUUUUGCAGUGAGUGUCCAUAAACAUUGAGGCCCGCUUCUCGAUGCAUUCUCCCAAAGUUGACGAGGAUCCUCGAAUAUGUUACAAAAAGGCCCAGAUCAUUGACAUUUUGAGAUGUUUCUCCGUGCUUUCCUCUACAUAAUGGCCGCGUUUUCAGAUGAAGUUGUGCCCUGCAGCUGGAGAAAUAAUGCCAAUUCCCAAAACCUGUCGGGCUCAUCAAAACCUCGACAUGAACCCGAUCUUGAGCCCAGAUUUCAGCAGACCUGAUGUCUCUGCUGCGCGAGCUUUCGACUGAUUUCGUCUGAACCACUGGUCAGAUAUCUGAUCAGAUGUAAAUGCAUGAGAAUUCGGUCAUCGGGAGGGCGGAAAAGCCUAAAGAGUAAGGCGAUAAAUAUCGGAACACUGCAGGCUGUGGCAGAUAUCAUGUGCAAGUUUCGUGGAGAUGAGAUCCAACUAUGCAUUUACACAAUCGACAGGCUUUGCGGCAUCCGUUCAGGGCGACACAGUCAUGAUGAGAAUACAAGGGCCGCGUAGGAGUCUUGCAAGCACUGCAAAGGAAAGGCGACGAGAAACAGGACAGCCCUGAUCAGAUGGUG
Molecule: messenger RNA, 662 nt
Organism: Mycena citricolor
Lineage: Eukaryota; Fungi; Basidiomycota; Agaricomycetes; Agaricales; Mycenaceae
Source: the annotation of a GenBank genome assembly